AUGGCGCACGCUCCUGCGAUUCCGCCUUCGGGCGACUCGCCAGCGCCCCAGCCUUCGGCCGCCCCCGCCGCCUGCUCCUCGCCGCAGCCUGCCCCGGCGUCCCCGUCUCCGCCGCCUGCCGCGCCUUGCCCGUCCUCCCCUGCCGCUCCGCUUGACGCUGCGUCGCUGCGGAUCCGGUGGGCCGACCUCGCAGAUGACGACCCCGUCUCCGCCGCCGCUGGAGCUCCCAUCCCCACCUCUCCCUCCCGUCGCCUGGAUCUCGCUGAGUCCGCUGCGCCAUCCAGCGUGGCCCCCGUCUCAACCUCCCUGGCGCGAGGUUCGGACGCGGGCUCGCGGAGGCUGCGGCCGACUCUGGUGACGACCGGUGCAAAGGGCGGAGCUUUGCCGCGGGACGGGUCGCGCCGGCGUCGCCGCCGGUCAUGGGGCGUCGCAGGCCGCUCCGAGCUGGGAUCCGCCCGGACUGCGUGGCGCCCGUCUGACCCAGCUUCAUCCUCCCGUCCGGCGGCUCCUCGCCCGCUCCUACUGCCCCUCGGCUCCUCGACUACUCCCUCUGCUCGUUCCUUGCCGUUCCGCCCAUUUAUCGCGCGCUUCGGAACCUCCGGCCUCCAGGUACAGGUGCCCAGCCUGCUUCGGCUGCCCCGGGUGGCCCCGACCCCCCCUUCCCGGCCUCCGGGACGGCGGCGGCGGCGCCGGCGUGUCGAGGGGAAACCCUCCGCGCUGGUACCCCUCCCCCCGUUCCCUGGACCCUGGGGUCUUGGGCCGUGGCCCGGUAGGCCGCCAGGUGGUGCCGACCUGCCCGGUGCGCCGUCCCCUAGCCCAUGCGCCCGAGGGAAGGAGCCUGUUGGGCCGGCCUGCGGCCUCUCGGUCGGGUGCGUGCCCUAG
Messenger RNA from Aegilops tauschii subsp. strangulata, 882 nucleotides. Lineage: Eukaryota; Viridiplantae; Streptophyta; Magnoliopsida; Poales; Poaceae. The record is from RefSeq and is a predicted model, not a curated record.